Messenger RNA from Pecten maximus, 4556 nucleotides. RefSeq names its product papilin-like. The transcript has 6 exons. The record is from RefSeq and is a predicted model, not a curated record. NCBI's taxonomy places the organism in Eukaryota, Metazoa, Mollusca, Bivalvia, Pectinida, Pectinidae. Bases 148 to 4440 code for a protein of 1430 amino acids.
AAACAUCAUGGCGGACAAUCUAAGGAAUGUGUUAUGUUCACCUGUCACGUUGUUUAUUACAGAAACAUGAAGGAACAAUGUAAAGCUGAUAUUCAAUGUAUAUCUACAAUGAUGACUGACAGAUUAGAUUUUUGACUUGUAACCAAAAUGGCCAACGUUGUUCCACUGAAGUUCACGGCAAAGCUGAUCUGCAUCCAGACACUGCUUGACCUUUCGGGUGAUGGUGACAAAGAGGCCGCCCACCGGAUGCUCCGGCAGCUGCAGACAGGGUGUUAUACAGCUGUGUCAUGUGGUCUGCUUCGACGUCUUGUUGAGAGAUACCCAGGGAAGGUGACAAACAAUGUCCUAUCAGCACUGGCUUCAACACACUUACGGGAAUUAAAACUCAAGAAAUGUAAAUUUGUGUCAUUCACAGGUUUAAAGAAUGUUCUUGAAUCAUGCCCCCUGGUCACUAAGCUUGACCUUUCUGAAUGUGACCAGUUUUCCCAGCCAGAGGUUUUCCAUAUAACAUCAUUCCUACGACCAGGAAUCACAGCUCUGAGUCUGGAGAACUGCCUGACAGUAGAUAAUACUGUAGUACAGAGUAUUCUGUCAUACAUGAAGACCUUACAACACUUAAACCUGGCAGGUUGUACCAAACUGACAGAUAACGUUUUCCUCCUCAACGAAAAUCUCCAACUUCAGCGGGAGACCUUUGGACAGAUGAGCCAGGACCGAUAUGAUUGUUCCCUAAUUAGUGUAGACAUUUCUGGUACCACACUGACCAGCACAGCGGUCAGACACCUUGCCACACUGACCGGACCAACACUCAGACAUGUCAAUAUCUCCUGGACAGGGGCUGAUACUCUUGCAUUGCUGUAUCUCUCGGGUUAUGGCCGCCCCUCCAUUGUUGACCUCACCCUUUCUGAUCCAGACACCGUCCUGGAUCGAUCACUGAAACAAUCUCUACUUGAGUUGAAAAACACACUGAAACAGCUUCAGUUGGGGAUGUUCAAGAAAGAGAGAGCAAGAAAGGGCAUAUAUGGUGACAUUACUGAAAAUAAUGCUACUGACAAUGACUCAUCAUCAUCCAUAGACCCUAACCCAGAGGUCAUAGCCUCACUAUGGCCUAGUAAAAAUCAUACAGAGGUCACAGCCUCAUUACCACCAAGCAAAAGGAAUCCAGAGGAAACAGCCUCAUUACCAUCUAGCAAAGGUCAUACAGAGGUCACAGCCUCAUUACCACCAAGCAAAGGUCAUCCUGAGGAAACAGCCUCCUUACCACCCACCAAAGGUCAUACAGAGGUCACAGCCUCAUUACCACCUAGCAAAGGUCAUCCAGAGGAAACAGCCUCCUUACCAUCCACCAAAGGUCAUACAGAGGUCACAGCCUCAUUACCACCAAGCAAAGGUCAUCCAGAGGAAAUAGCCUCCUUACCAUCAACCAAAGGUAAUACAGAGGUCACAGCCUCAUUCCCACCAAGCAAAGGUCAUCCAGAGGAAACAGCCUCCUUACCAUCAACCAAAGGUCAUACAGAGUCCACAGCCUCAUUACCACCAAGCAAAGGUCUUCCAGAGGAAACAGCCUCCUUACUAUCCACCAAAGGUCAUAUAGAGGUCACAGCCUCAUUACCACCAAGCAAAGGGCAUGAAGAUGUCAUUGUCUCACUUUCAUCCACCACAAAGAGUUAUCCAAAAGUAAAAACAUCUUCCUUAGCUGAGAGAAGUUACCCAGAAAUGAGUGUUAAUCCAACAAAUAUAUUACAACCAAAGGUUUUACAAAACAAUGGCAAAACAGUUAAAUAUACAGAUGAUUUGGAGCCUGUUCAUCUUCUCCGAAAUACUGAGGAUGGAGUUAGCGUUGUUAUUGGGGAAUUGAACCCCAUCAUAAAUUUUAAUGGGGAGAGAUCAGUUGACGAUAGAUUAAAUGUGAAGAGUUUUAUGGAAGUCCUAGAAGAGGCCAGCGACUCGGAGAGUUCUAUGGACUAUUCCUCAGAGGAAGAGGCCAGCGACUCGGAGAGUUCAGUGGACUAUUCCUCAGAGGAAGACGACAGUGACUUGGAAGGUAGUGUGAAAAGUGACAAAAUAUUGUCUGUAACUGAACAAGCACAUGUUGUUGGACAUUUCAACAGUGUAAAGGAACACUCAGUUGAUAGAUCUGGUGUUCAGGCCCUAGCUCCUAAUGUAAAAGCACAUUUGACUGGUGGAUCUGAUGCUGAGGGUCAGAGUUGUGAUGGAACAGUUCAUUUGAUUGGUGGAGCUGAUAUGGAGGAUCUAACAUCUGAUGUGACAGUGGAUGUGACUGAUGAUUCCUACAGUUGGACUGUGGACAAAUGUUGUAAUCACGACAGCAGUAUAGGACCACCAUCCAACACGAACACAUGUGAAAUAUGCUCAAAGUUAAAAUCAAACAUUGCCAAAUGUACUAGUGAAUUAAAUUACAAAACUGAACAUUCUGAAAUGACAAACAAUCUGUCACAAUACUCUAAAACUAAUACUCUGUAUGGAGAUCAUCAACAUAGUCAAGUGUUACAAAACUCUCAAUCUGGUGAAAGUUCCAUAGCUGAAAGUGAAAAUUCACAUAUUUCUCACAACAGUGACAAUUUAGGAAAUCCUGUAAACAGUAAAAACAACUUACUACAAAACACCUAUGAGUUUACUUGUUCUGCAGACUCAGGAAUUCCAGAAGUGAUGUCACAGAAUCGUAGCCUUGAAGUUAAAACAGAAUCUCUGGCUACAGCAUCAGAAAGUUGUUCAGGCUUGGCAACUGUUACAGAUGAAAAUGUGGAAUUUAUAGAAGAUGAUACUGGGAUGAAAUACUCAUUCAACAAAAAUGUGAAAUCAGUAUUAACUUCUGAAACCACUCCAUCUUCAGCUGAAAAAUAUCAGCUUCCACCUUCAAAGGACAUGAUGUCUUGUUAUGACACUGCAGUCUCAAAGAAUGAGAGAAUGGUAGUCAUGACAUCAACACAAGAUGAUUGUAUGACAAAUGAUGAAAAUGUGACCCAAGGUGAAGAUUCUCACAAUAUGACGUGUGACAGUGUCAUAAUUUCAGACGAGACUGGUGUACCGAUGUCACUGUCAUGUCAUGAUCAAAUUGGAUUUUCACAAUACAGAGCUACAGGCUCAGAAACUGGAGUGUCAUGCUCAGAAACUGGAGUGUCAUGCUCAGAAACCGGAGUGUCAUUCUCAGAAACUGGAGUGUCGUGCUCAGAAACUGGAGUGUCGUGCUCAGAAACUGGAGUGUCUUGCUCAGAAACUGGAGUGUCAUGCUCAGAAACUGGAGUGUCAUGUUCAGAAACGGGAGUGUCGUGCUCAGAAACGGGAGUGUCGUGCUCAGAAACGGGAGUUUCGUGCUCAGAAACUGGAGUGUCAUGCUCAGAAAUGGGAGUGUCAUGCUCAGAAACUGGAGUGUCGUGCUCAGAAUCACGAGUGUCAUGCUCCGAAACUGGAAUUACAUGCAUAGAAUCUGGAGUUACAUGCUCAGAAUCUGAGGUAAAAUGUUCAGAAUCUGGUAUGACAUGUGUAGAAUCUGUGGUUAAAAGUUCAGAAUCUUUAUUUAUAUGUUCAGAGUCAGGAAUGAUAUGUUUGGAAUCUGGAUCUAAAAAUUCAGAGUGUGGAUUUAUCUGUUUGGAGUCUGGAGUGACAUGUUCAGGAUCUGGAGAGACAUGUUCAGAAUCAGGAGUCACAUGUUCAGAAUCUGGAGUGACUUGUUCAGAACCUGGAGUGACAUGUUCAGUAUCUGGGGUGACAUGUUCAGAAUCGGGAGUGACAUGUUCAGAAUCUGGAGUGACUUGUUCAGAACCUGGAGUGACAUGUUCAGAAUCUGGUGUGACAUGUUCGGAAUCUGGUGUGACAUGUUCAGAAUCAGGAGUGACUUGUUCAGAACCUGGAGUGACAUGUUCAGAAUCUGGGGUGACAUGUUCAGAAUCUGGAGUGACAUGUUCAGAAUCAGGAGUGACUUGUUCAGAACCUGGAGUGACAUGUUCAGAAUCUGGGGUGACAUGUUCAGAAUCUGGAGUGACAUGCUCAGAAUCUGGAGUGACAUGUUCAGAAUCUGGAGUGACUUGUUCAGAAUCUAGGGUUAAAAGUUCAGGAUCUGGAGUGACAUGUUCAGAAUCUGGAGUGACAUGUUCAGAAUCAGGAGUGACAUGUUCAGAACCUGGAGUUACAUGUUCAGAAUUUGGAGUGACAUGUUCAGAAUCUAGAGUGACAUGUUCAGAAUCUAGAGUGACUUGUUCAGAAUCUGGAGUGACAUGUUCAGAAUCUGGAGUGACAUGUUCAGAAUCGGGAGUGACAUGUUCAGAAUUGGGAGUGACAUGUUCAGAAUCUGGGGUGACUUGUUCAGAAUCUAGGGUUAAAAGUUCAGGAUCUGGAGUGACAUGUUCAGAAUCUGGAGUGACAUGUUCAGAAUCUGGAGUGACAUGUUCAGAAUUAUGGAAUGACUUGUUCAGAAUCUAGGGUUAAAAGUUCAGGAUCUGGAGUGACAUGUUCAGAAUCUGGAGUGACAUGUUCAGAAUCGGGAGCUGUUUAUUCAGACUCAAGUGAUUUUACAGAUGUGCAGUGUGAUCAGUCUU